AGAAAAGGAAGUUGGUUUUCCAGAAAGCUGUAAUCAUGUCUUCUGUAUGACUUGUAUUCUUAAAUGGGCAGAGAGGAGCUAUCUAUAAGCAGCCUAUGUGAUUGAGGAUAGAGCAGCAGGAGGAAGCGAGAAAUUAGAAAUCGAGGAUCCUGAAUUCCCAAAUAAGGAAGGUUUCUUGUUCUUACAUUUAAAUGUGGGUUUGUCUGAGCUGAGAAUUUAUAAUGCUUCAGAAUAGUAGGGUGUGUUUUACUGAAAUCAUUAGGAAGAUUAUUUUUUUCUAUCAAAAUUGCCUUCUUAACUGAUACAACAACCUUAGUACAGAGCAUUCACAGUAAAACAUAUGCUCUGUUUAAUACACAUUACACUGUAAAGCAGUGAGCAAAUUCCAUUAAUUUUGUAGCUGUAUCAUAAAGCCAAUGAUGUUAUUAGACUACUUGGUUAUGAAACUGAAUUAGAUACUUUAAAAAUUAUUGAAAUGAAAGUCAGUAAUUCAAACAAGUGAGUCAUUGAAGGAUAUUUUGUUGUAUAUAAGGAAUCAAAAUGGUAAAUAAUUGAAGGAUAUUUUUAUUGUAUUUAAGGCAACAAAAUUUGAGAUAAUUUUCUUCAAAAUUAAAAUAACUUAAAAAUAGAGUAAGUAUUAGUUAAAAUUUCUUUACAUUAGUUUAAAAUGUGAACUUUUAAAACCUCACAACUUGGAAAUUUAAUUGUAAAUUUUACUCUGAAAACUAAAAACAUCUUUGAGACCUUUCUGGAUAGAUAUCUGCUGGAUAUAAGAGUGAGGCAUCCUUGGGAGUUCCUUAAAAUUAGGCCAGUCUGGGCCGGGUGUGGUGGCUCACGCUUGUAAUCCCAACACUUUGGGAGGCCGGGGUGGGCCAAUCGCUUUGAGCUCAGGAGUUCGAGACCAGCCUGGGCAACAUGGCAAAACCCGAUCUCUACAAAAAAUUAGCUGGGCAUGGUGGUGCGUGCCUGUAGUCCCAACUACUUGGGAAACUGAGGUGAGGCCAUCGCUUGAACCUAGGAGGUUGAGGUUGCAGUGAGCCGUGAUGCCGCUGCACUACAGCCUGGGCAAGAGGGUGAGACCCUGUUUAAAAAAAAAAUUAUGAUGGCUGAGUCUGUGUCAAAGAAAAUUAACUUAUUUUUUGGUGUUAACUAAAUUAUCUUUAGGUAAUUACAUUUUAUAUAGAUUGUGAUGAUAUAUGGCAGUAGUUUUCCUAUUACUACUACUUUUUUUUCUUGUUUUUCCUUUGUGUUUUUGUAAUACCAGUGGAGCCUUUUCUUAAAAUGAAACUAGGCAAACCUAAGACAAUUAUGCUUAAGGAAAAAAAAGGGGGGGAAUCUUACUCAGAACUGUUUUUUGAAACGGAUCAAAUGGAAUGGCUCAGAGCAGGUGUGAUGGCUCCUCCUGUAAUCCCAACACUUUGGGAGGCUGAGGUAGGAGGAUCGUUUGAGCACAGGAGUUCAAGAUGAAGCCUGAGCAACAUAGUGAGACCCUGUCUCUAUGAAAAAAGUUAAAAAAAAAAAAAAAAAAAAAAGCUAGGCACGGUGAUACAUGCAUGUAUCCCAGCUACUUGGGAGGGUAAAGUGGAAGAAUUGCUUGAGCCCCAGGAGUUCAAGCCUGCAGUAAGCUGUGAUCAGGUGACUGCACUCCAGCGUGGGCGACAGAGUGAAACCCUGUGUUAAAAAAAAAAAAAAAAAAGUAACAGCUUAGAUUAAAACUGUCAUAAUUCAAAAUUGUAAAGGAAGGCUGGGUACAGCAGCUCACGCCAUUAACCCCUCCAAGGCAGGUUGAUCGCUUAAGCCCAGGAGUCCAAGACCACCCUGGGCAACAUGGUAAAACCCCAUCUCUAUGAAAAAUACAAAAAUUAGCUGGGUAUGGUGGCAUGCACCUGUAGUCCCAGCUACUCAGGAGGCUGACAUGGGAGGAUCAUCUGAUCUCAGUCUGGGAGGCAAAGGCCUUAGUGACCCAUGAUAGUGCCACUGCACUCCAGCCUGGGGGACAGAGCAAGACCCUGUCUCAAAAAAUAAAAAAAAUAAAGAAAAAAUUGUAAAGGAAAAAAUGCAAUUUAGCUGAUGUCAGUAGAGGAAAUUUAAUAAAGAAAAAAUGAGAUUGUAUGAUUUGAGAGUCUUUGAAAGAUUUGAUGCAUCUGAUACAAAUUUCUUGAACACGUGACUUUCUUUGGAUCUUAGUGUCACAAAUCAAAAUAGCUAAAAUAAUGAAGUACUUGGAUUUCCAUCUACGUCAUAAACUUUGCAAAUUCCAAUAAAAAUUGUUAAGAACUCAUGUCUCUCACUUGUAUAUGUAUCAUAUUGUGGUUGUCUUUUGUUAAUUAACCAAGUUUUUUUGUUACUAAAACUAGUUGAUUACAAGACCUUACAUAAUAUUUAGUAUAUGCCACACUUUCUUCUAGGAAUUAUUUAUUCCCAUAAAAACCUUAGAGACACUGGCUUCAUGUCCUAUUGACCGUAAACCUUUUCAGGCAGUGUUUAAAUUCAGUGCAUUGGAAGGUUAUGUUAAGGUUCAAGUAAAAAAACAGCUGAGAGAAACAAAAGACAAGAAAAAUGAAAACUCAUUUGAGAAACAGGUCUCCUGUCAUGAAAAUUCUAAAAGCUGUAUAAGAAGAAAAGCCAUCGUAAGAGAAGAUCUAUUAAGUGCAAAAGUUUGUGACUUGAAGUGGAUACAUAGAAACUCUUUAUACAGUGAAACAGGAGGAAAGAAAAAUGCAGCAAUAAAGAUAAAUAAGCCUCAGAGAUCAAAUUGGAGUACAAAUCAGUGCUUCAGAAAUUUUUUCUCCAAUAUGUUUUCUUCUGUUAGCCACUCUGGAGAAUCUUCCUUUACCUAUAGAGCUUAUUGUACAGAAUUUAUAGAAGCCAGUGAAAUCAGUGCAUUGAUUAGGCAGAAGAGACAUGAACUGGAAUUGUCAUGGUUUCCUGAUACAUUACCUGGAAUUGGAAGAAUUGGUUUUAUACCCUGGAAUGUUGAAACAGAAGUCCUUCCUCUCAUUUCUUCUGUGUUGCCAAGAACUAUUUUUCCAACAAGUACCAUAUCUUUCGAACAUUUUGGUACUUCUUGCAAGGGAUAUGCAUUAGCACAUACUCAAGAAGGGGAAGAAAAGAAGCAAACUUCUGGUACAUCAAAUACCAGAGGAUCAAGACGAAAACCUGCAAUGACAACUCCUACAAGGAGGUCUACACGUAACACAAGAGCUGAAACAGCCAGUCAGUCUCAGAGAUCCCCAAUAUCAGACAAUUCUGGGUGUGAUGCCCCAGGUAACAGUAAUCCAUCUUUAAGUGUUCCCUCUUCAGCUGAGUCAGAAAAGCAAACAAGACAGGCUCCAAAACGGAAGUCUGUAAGAAGAGGAAGAAAACCACCUUUACUGAAAAAGAAACUUCGGAGCUCUGUAGCUGCCCCUGAAAAAUCAUCUUCCAAUGAUUCAGUAGAUGAAGAAACAGCAGAAUCUGACACAUCACCUGUGUUAGAAAAAGAGCACCAACCAGAUGUAGACAGUAGUAACAUUUGUACUGUGCAGACUCAUGUAGAAAACCAGUCUGCUAAUUGCUUGAAAAGUUGCAAUGAGCAAAUAGAAGAAAGUGAGAAGCAUACUGCAAAUUAUGAUACAGAGGAAAGAGUAGGAUCUUCAUCUUCUGAGUCUUGUGCUCAAGAUCUUCCUGUGCUAGUUGGUGAGGAAGGGGAAGUUAAAAAACUCGAGAAUACAGGUAUAGAGGCUAAUGUUUUGUGUUUGGAAAGUGAGAUUUCUGAAAAUAUUCUUGAAAAAGGAGGUGAUCCAUUGGAAAAGCAAGACCAGAUAUCUGGACUUUCACAAUCAGAGGUAAAGACAGAUGUAUGUACAGUUCAUCUUCCAAAUGAUUUUCCUACAUGUUUAACAUCUGAAAGCAAAGUGUACCAACCUGUAUCUUGUCCCCUAAGUGACUUAUCUGAGAAUGUAGAGUCAGUGGUUAAUGAAGAAAAAAUAACAGAGAGUUCCCUAGUAGAAAUUACUGAACAUAAAGAUUUUACACUAAAAACAGAGGAGCUUAUAGAGAGCCCCAAGUUAGAAUCUUCUGAGGGUGAAAUUAUACAGACAGUGGACAGACAAUCUGUUAAGAGCCCAGAGGUUCAAUUGCUUGGGCAUGUUGAAACUGAAGAUGUAGAAAUAAUUGCAACAUGUGAUACUUUUGGGAAUGAAGAUUUCAAUAAUAUUCAAGACUCUGAAAAUAACUUACUAAAAAAUAAUCUUCUGAACACCAAAUUGGAAAAAUCUUUAGAAGAAAAGAAUGAAUCGCUGACCGAACAUCCUAGAUCUACAGAGUUGCCUAAAACACACAUUGAACAGAUUCAGAAGCAUUUUAGUGAGGACAACAAUGAAAUGAUACCUAUGGAGUGUGAUUCAUUUUGCAGUGACCAAAAUGAAUCUGAAGUUGAACCAUCUGUAAAUGCUGAUCUUAAACAAAUGAAUGAAAAUUCUGUGACACACUGUUCUGAAAAUAAUAUGCCGUCUUCUGAUCUUGCGGAUGAAAAGGUUGAAACUGUUUCUCAACCAUCUGAAAGCCCAAAAGAUACCAUAGAUAAAACCAAAAAGCCUCGUACUCGAAGAUCUAGAUUUCAUUCUCCAUCUACAACUUGGUCACCCAACAAAGACACUCCACAAGAAAAGAAGCGGCCCCAGUCUCCAUCUCCCAGAAGAGAAACUGGGAAAGAAAGCAGGAAGUCUCAAUCACCAUCUCCUAAGAAUGAGUCAGCCAGAGGCCGGAAAAAAUCCCGUUCUCAGUCCCCAAAAAAGGAUAUUGCAAGAGAAAGGAGGCAAUCUCAGUCUCGGUCUCCAAAAAGGGAUACUACUAGGGAAAGCAGAAGAUCUGAAUCACUGUCCCCAAGAAGAGAAACUUCUAGAGAGAACAAAAGAUCUCAGCCAAGAGUGAAAGAUUCUUCCCCAGGAGAAAAAUCCAGGUCCCAGAGCAGAGAACGAGAAAGUGAUAGAGAUGGGCAGAGGAGAGAGAGAGAAAGGAGAACCAGAAAGUGGUCUAGGUCCAGAUCUCAUUCUAGGUCCCCCUCAAGAUGUAGAACAAAAAGUAAGAGUUCAUCAUUUGGUAGAAUUGACAGAGAUAGUUACUCUCCCCGGUGGAAGGGAAGAUGGGCAAAUGAUGGUUGGAGAUGUCCACGAGGAAAUGAUCGGUACAGAAAGAAUGACCCAGAGAAACAGAAUGAAAAUACAAGAAAAGAAAAAAAUGACAUCCAUCUAGAUGCUGAUGAUCCAAAUUCUGCUGACAAACAUAGAAAUGACUGUCCCAAUUGGAUAACAGAAAAAAUAAACUCUGGGCCUGAUCCAAGAACCAGAAAUCCAGAAAAGUUGAAAGAGUCUCAUUGGGAAGAAAAUAGAAAUGAAAAUUCAGGAAAUUCUUGGAAUAAAAACUUUGGUUCUGGUUGGGUAUCUAACCGUGGUAGAGGCAGAGGCAACCGUGGCAGAGGCACUUACAGAAGUAGUUUUGCCUAUAAAGAUCAGAAUGAAAAUCGGUGGCAAAAUCGAAAACCCCUCUCAGGGAAUUCAAACAGUUCAGGGAGUGAAUCUUUCAAGUUUGUGGAACAGCAAUCCUAUAAGCGAAAAAGUGAACAGGAGUUCUCAUUUGAUACACCAGCAGAUAGAUCUGGAUGGACAUCUGCAUCCAGCUGGGCCGUGAGAAAGACUUUGCCAGCAGAUGUACAAAACUACUACUCACGACGAGGCAGAAAUUCUUCAGGUCCACAGUCUGGAUGGAUGAAACAAGAGGAGGAAACAUCUGGACAGGAUUCUAGCCUAAAAGACCAAACAAACCAGCAAGUUGAUGGUUCUCAGCUACCUAUAAAUAUGAUGCAACCGCAAAUGAAUGUAAUGCAGCAACAAAUGAAUGCACAACACCAGCCUAUGAAUAUCUUCCCAUAUCCAGUGGGUGUUCAUGCUCCUUUGAUGAACAUCCAACGCAAUCCAUUUAACAUUCAUCCUCAGCUACCCUUGCAUCUCCACACAGGAGUGCCCCUCAUGCAGGUAGCCACUCCUACCAGUGUAUCUCAGGGACUACCACCACCACCACCCCCUCCCCCACCAUCCCAACAAGUCAACUACAUUGCUUCACAACCAGAUGGAAAGCAAUUGCAGGGUAUUCCUAGUUCUUCUCAUGUAAGUAAUAACAUGAGUACACCAGUUUUGCCUGCUCCGACAGCAGCCCCAGGAAAUACGGGAAUGGUUCAGGGACCAAGUUCUGGUAAUACUUCGUCAUCAAGUCACAGCAAAGCCUCUAAUGCUGCUGUAAAAUUGGCAGAAAGCAAAGUAAGUGUUGCAGUGGAAGCCAGCGCAGAUAGCUCGAAGACAGACAAGAAAUUGCAAAUUCAAGAAAAAGCAGCACAAGAGGUAAAAUUGGCCAUCAAGCCAUUUUACCAAAAUAAAGAUAUCACCAAGGAAGAAUAUAAAGAAAUUGUACGGAAAGCAGUAGAUAAAGUUUGUCAUAGUAAGAGUGGAGAAGUAAAUUCUACUAAAGUGGCAAAUCUGGUUAAAGCCUAUGUAGACAAAUACAAAUAUUCACGGAAGGGGAGCCAAAAGAAAACUCUGGAAGAACCUGUGUCUACUGAAAAAAACAUAGGCUGAAAUGGGGAACGCUGUCAAGGACAUUAUCAGGAUAUCUGCAAAGUGCAAUUUCAACAUGUACCAUUAACUGAAAAUCAUACAUAACUGUGAUUGAAAUUUGGUUUUGAUAAAAUUAUUUUUUUAACAUAGGAUAUGAUGUUUUGUUCUAAAUAAAUAUAGGUCUGCACUGCAACUUCUGUAUCCUUCCUUCCCCUCCACCCUCCCCCACAAAAUUCAAGGGAAAGUAAAGGGUUUAAAGGAAUGUGCAUCUUUACUAGGACUGUGUUAUAGUGUGGAUACUGGAAAAUGUAUAGCUUUUUGAUUAGGGCAAUGGAGUGCAUAAAUUAGAAACUUCUAAGUGCACUGGUUUUCAAAGAGAUAUAUAUAAUGCAUUUAUUCUGUCAGGUUAAAAUGUAAAGUAUGAUCUUUAUGAUUUUUUCCCUCUAAUUAUAGAAAGUUAAAUAAUGUAUUACCAUGAAAAAUGUUUCUAAUAUUAAAUAGAACAUAUCAGUUGCAAAGUUCCUAAUGUGUAUUUUUAAAGCACAUAUCUGAAUAAAUUGCCUAGAUAGAAAAAAAAUUAUCACGAGUAAAAUUUAGUGUUCAAAACAUUGAGACACUCUUCACCUAUUGUAUGACCAAAUAAAGGUUAUGCUGCUUGUUUUUCUUUUGUGCCUUUGUUUACCCCUAAUUGAGAUAAGCAGUUUGACUUACUAGAUUACAACUUUGGCAGUUCAAAGUCUUUGUUGAAGACUUUGAGGAAAAAGAUUUGGAAAAAUUGUUGACUUUCGGCCGGGCAUGAUGGCUCACGCCUGUAAUCCCAGCACUUUGGGAGGCCGAGGUGGCGGAUCACCUGAGGUCAGGAGUUCGAGACCAGCCUGGCCAACAUGGUGAAAUCCCGUCUCUACUAAAAAUACAAAAAUUAGCCAGGCGUGGUGGUGGGCGCCUGUAAUCCCAGCUAUGCGAGAGGCUGAGGCAGGAGAAUCAGUUGAACCCGGGAGGCGGGGAUUGCAGUGAGCCGAGACCAUGCCAUUGCACUCCAGCCUGGGCAACAGGAGCAAAUCUCCGUCUCAAAAAAAAGAAAAAAAAAAGUGUUGACUUUGUAGAAAUUAUGUUCUUUCAUAGUAUCUUCUUCUACCCGUUGCAGACGAUAAAUUAUUUGUGCCAAUUCGAGAAUUGCUGUUAGGCUGUUAUCCUCCCUUCCUUGGGGCUAAGAAUUACAAGACUCAUGGCACUGGCGUAAAGUUGUUGUUUAUCUAAUCACUGAUGAAAUAUUUUCACACUUGAAAAUCCCCAAAUGCUUUACAAUGAAUGAAGUGUUAAUUUGGUGACCAGGUGGUAGCCAUUAGCCAUGUUGCAAAAUUCUAGACAGUAAAACCUGUGUUUUAGAAACAGAGGGGAAAUUUAAAUAAUGGAGUCCUGGUUAGCCUUUCAGGGAUUAGGGAUUUGGGUUUUUUUUUUUUUCUCUUUUUAAUACUAGAAUAUCUCAGUUUUUAUAAAAGGUAAGUUUAAAAUGUUUAUUGUGCCAUUAUUUUAACUGGCAUCUUGAAAGAACAGUAGGUUUUCUCCAUGAUAAACUGAUUCCAGUAAGAAUUUUCAGUACAUACCAAGUACCUGGAAAGUUCUUCAGAUAAGUUAAUAGAUCCAAGGAGAUACAUGCCUCAGUGAGAUAAACUGACCUUUUUACUAGCUAAACUAUUUAGCCAGAGCAAUACUCUGUAGAACUGUGCUUUUCUAAAGUAAAGAUUAUCUGUUUCUCAAUUUUAUGUGCAUAAUACUUUUCCUGGUGCUAGCUUUGAUAGGCAAAAUAUUUUGAAAUGUUGGUCCCAUAAUGAUUGUGCUAGUUCAUAAGCUUUGUUGUUAUGAGUGUAAUCAUAAAAAUAUUUCCAAGCAGUUUUUGACCUUUAUUCUACAUUUCUGGGCAUUUGUAAUAUGGUAUUCUACUGGUAUAUAUUUUUAAAGUUUGCGUUUAGAUUAUGGUAAAGAAAUUUCAAGCAUAUUUCUUCUAAUAAAGUAUUAAGACAGUGUUUCAGAAUAUCAAGGCACACCUCCUUAGUUGUUUUAGAUUAGAACUCUAGAAACAAUUUUGUGAACAUUGAAAGUAUUUUGAGUUAAGCCUAAGCUGAUUAAUCACACAAUACAUACUUUUCCUGCAUUUUCUUUCAGUGACAUUUGAGAAUUGGGUGACAUUUUAAAAUGUGUUUUAUACCAUUUAGCUUUUGCAAACAAGUUCUAAAGUUUUGGAGAAAAAGUGAUGUGGUCAAGAGUUGAAGUCUCAUAUAUCUUUAGUAGCACUCCCAUGAAUUAUUUCCGUGACAGUAACAAGUGUGUGUUCCAUGUCUGAUUUGGGGCACUGGUUAGACUGCAUUAAUAGCUACUUGAUUAGAAUUCGAACUUUUAAAAUUUUGAAAUGUUUAAGAAUGUAUUAGAAAAUGCAUGCUUUAUGUUGAAAAAAUACAUUGCUUUAAUAUUCCUCAUUCUUGAGUUAAGAAAUUUAUGUUAAUUUUGCAUGGGCACAAACUUAAUCAGAAACAUUUUGUGGAGUUACAUUUCCUCUUAUUAUUUAUCAAGGUUCAGUAUUGAUCUUUGAAACCUUGGUCCCGUUAACUUACUAGUCACAUUGACCAAUGUUUUAUAGAAAUGCCUAGAAUUUUGAGACUAAUAGUAGUUAUCCAUUAACAUUCCAAAAGUUUUGUGCUUUUUAAAAUUUGUUUUGGUAAUUAUCACAUUUUUUUCUCUUACCUUCCUUUAAAUGGCCACAGUGUGUACUGCUGGAAUGUUCCAUCCAAAAGAUGUAGCUUCAGAAGCACAGUGAUUGCCCCAGGGUCCAUGAGAUAUUGUUUGUAUUAUGAAGUUGGAGUGCUGUCUACUGAAAUUAUACUCUUAAAUAAAUAUGUAUGUAGUGUGUAAUAUUUUCUAAUAAAUUCUUUUGAUAAACUAA
Molecule: messenger RNA, 9528 nt
Organism: Homo sapiens (human)
Lineage: Eukaryota; Metazoa; Chordata; Mammalia; Primates; Hominidae
Gene: SCAF11
Product: SR-related CTD associated factor 11
Exons: 14
Coding region: 2796-6611 (1271 amino acids)
Cellular component (GO): nucleus
Source: RefSeq, a predicted model, not a curated record